This is a messenger RNA of Nasonia vitripennis (jewel wasp), 2022 nucleotides long. RefSeq lists its product as uncharacterized. Gene Ontology annotation, cellular component: nucleus. The transcript has 6 exons. Lineage: Eukaryota; Metazoa; Arthropoda; Insecta; Hymenoptera; Pteromalidae. Gene Ontology annotation, molecular function: DNA-binding transcription factor activity, RNA polymerase II-specific; RNA polymerase II transcription regulatory region sequence-specific DNA binding. Gene Ontology annotation, biological process: regulation of transcription by RNA polymerase II. The coding region runs from base 464 to 1681 and encodes 405 amino acids. The record is from RefSeq and is a predicted model, not a curated record.
UAGCAGAGGUGGUCCACCAAUUUAAUUCUCUCUCGCAUUUGUGUUUCUGUCCUCAUCGCGACAAGUAGACUCGUUGUCUCGAUUCUACGCUAUACAGCUCUUAUUCGAAAUUAAUUAUUGUUUCACUAAAGUGUUUGUGUAGAUGUUGAGUUAUUUUUUUGUAAAAUAUAUCAGCUUUCAAUACGUUUAAAUAUUUGAAGGUAGAAUAACACAGUCGAAUAUACGGUUGUUUGUAUAUUUCUACCGUUGUUCAGUUUGAAAGCAAAAACGUUGACGCCAAAUUUUGUCAACAAUACUGAUUCAAACAUCUAUUUCAAUUAUCAGCAUAAUUCGUGUCUUACAAUUGUAAAAUCUUCAAAGUACAUUUAUAUCGAUCAACAGAUUAUAAAAUUUGUUUAGCUUUAGUUAGUCAAAAUAAGAACUACGUCAGCGUUAUCACGAGUCCUUUUUAAAUAAUAGCAAUAUGCAUAACGCAGCUAAUACUAACAUAUCAACUUCUAAUACCUGGAAAGAUGAUUUUACAUUUAAUAAAGUAAAUUUUACAGCGCUAACUAAUUGUGAAACUCUUUACAACGAAUAUAUCGAUGAUGUUAAAAGUGAGACGACUCUUUCCUAUACCAAUCUGACGGGUUAUGAUAAAGCAAUUUCUUUCUUGACGGCUACUUCCGUUUCCAACAAACAUAAUUUCGGGGUAGAAACCUUAAACGAUAUGGUGGAUGUAUACGGCAGAAGCACUGACGCUGGCCUAAAUUAUUUUACAAUUAAUGAUGAAGCUACACUGCUUUAUGGCAAUGAUACAUUAAACUUGAUGGAGCAAACUCUAAGUAGCGUCGAUACUCAAAAUAGUGACGGAUGGAUUAACAUUCAUACGAACCCGGAUAAUAACCAUUUACACUACAUGACGGAUUCUAUUAAUUAUGUCUUAAUGGCUUUGCCCAGCUCUAAAGAGAAUUUUAUAGCAAAUAAAGAUAAUUUUACUGUGCAAAAUGACAGUGAGAUUCGAGACAACGCGGGCUCUACUAUAACCCAAGCGAAUUUUCUCCCUACCAUUGUAACGUAUCCUAUCAUUGCACCGACUAUUUUAUCGACAGAUCAAUCUGAUUCAAACGAAGAAAAUCAUUGUACUGGUGUAGCGCAAACUCGAAGUAACGCUAACAUUAAUGAACUUAUCAGCAUGUACUGUAACAAUUGCGACUUGAACUAUCCUUGGAAUAUCAGCUAUCGGAAGAAUUCGAAUUGUCCGAUUUGCGAAACGAAGCGAAUACUUCGAUGCGCCAAAUGUAAAAGACAGUACGGGCGUUACCAAAAUUUGAAGAAUCACUUGAUACAAAAAUGCCUUCCCAAGAUGUUGCACGAAUGUUCGCAGUCUGCCUACACGGAGAGUUCACUUAGCCUUAUAGUGCGCGAAAAAAAAACGAGUUUGCCAAAACGCCGUUGUCAGAAUUCCAAGAGUCAGCUUAUACUUCAGUGUUCAGCUUGCUAUCAAGUAUUUAAACAUAAAUACAGUCUAAAAAAUCAUGUAGAGCACUCUUGCCCAAAACGGCUAUGCAAGCAAUUCUUGUGUCCAGAUUGUGGAAUCGUAUUUAAAAGUAAAAAAUAUUUGACGAAACAUAAAAAGAUUAGCUGCAAGAGAAAGUUGAUCCAAGUAAGACGUGAUCAUAUAUAUUGCAAAUUAUGGUAAUACUCUGAGUGAUAAGGGCUGCCAUAGAUUAUUGCCUUCAACUGAUCAAGUUCAUCCGAGAUCUGAAUCUAUAUUUAUUUAAGUGAAAGCUUCGAUCGAUAUCUUAUUGUUGUAUAUAGACCUGUCUUUGUAAACUAAUAUUACGUGAUUGCUAUUCUGUAUACACAAUAUUUUUAAACGAAUGACGCAAAGGAAGAAAAAAUAAAAUUAUAAAAUAAGUGCUAAGCAAUUUACUCAACAUUUGUGAUAAUUAUAGUUUUUUUCCUCUUUUUAAAAUGUACACGAACUGCUAUAUGAACAAUUAAGACGAUUGCUAAUAAAGUUAAAGUAUUAUAAUAAAA